Messenger RNA from Populus euphratica (Euphrates poplar), 3363 nucleotides. RefSeq names its product DNA ligase 1-like. The record is from RefSeq and is a predicted model, not a curated record. NCBI's taxonomy places the organism in Eukaryota, Viridiplantae, Streptophyta, Magnoliopsida, Malpighiales, Salicaceae. The coding region runs from base 1073 to 2842 and encodes 589 amino acids. The transcript is spliced from 5 exons.
CACACGAGUGAGUCUCAAAUUUAUAGCAGGACCAAGUCACUCCUCAUUUCUGUUCCGUGGAUGUAUAAAAGAAACCCCCUUCCUCUCUAUUAACAAGAGAACAGUAGCAAAAACAGAGAAAAAACCAAGACAGACACACAAGAGAAAAGGAGAAAAAAAUCAAAUCUUGUUAUGGUUUUCAGUUCAAGAAAUUCUAGAAUGAAUGGGAAAGAUCAUGUUCCUCUACAAUAAUAAUGCUUUGUUUGUUGUAGCAGACUAGGGUUUUGAUUCAAGAACACAGCAGGAAAUGAGCUCUCCUUCAAGUGAUUGGAGUUGUGGAUUGGAAAAUUUGUUCUUUUCGCAAAUUGAGGUCGCAUAUAGUGGUAUUGUUGAGCAUUGCUUGAUUUUGGGCAUGGAUGAAGAUUGCACGUUUAGGAUUGUUUGGCAGUGAACAAGAAUUGUUUCUUCUUCUGUAUUGGAAGGUAAAGGUUCCUGGGUUUAGCUGUUUUGAGCUUGAUCUUGAACUUGGGAAUGAUUUGUGUAUUACGGUUUGGCUUUAAGGGAAAGGAGGUGAUGGUUCUUUGUUGGAACAGGAAUCAACACAGAAGUUCAGAUUGUAGUGGACAAUUUUUAUUUCUCAAGGAACCUUUUGGUUUGACAUAAUUUGAGUAAAGUUCUUUAUCAAGAAGGAAAACUUCUCAAAGUUAUUGCAACAAGUUUUCGUUGGACUAUUGCAGUAUAGUGUACUAUAAUAGCAGAUUCGAUCGAGUGGAUUAGUUUUGAGUUUUAUUAUUGAAGUUAACAUAUUUUGAAUGAUGAAGUACUGUAUUGAAACUAAUUUCCAGUGAAUUCUGUCUCACCGGAGUGUGCAUUACGGUGAAAGGGAUUGGUGGGUUUGGAACCUGUGGCUAUUGGAUGUGAUAUAUAAGUUCACGGAGAAGUGUUGAAGCUGGAAAUGAAUUUGGGGACAUGUUGCAUGGACAGGAGCAUGGUUACCGGUCCAUUCCCUUUACAGAACUGGGCUGCUUGAAAGUAAUUCAAUCAUUUUCUUCCUUGAAAGGCGUUGUUGUUUUGUGUUUUGGGAUUCUGUUCAAUGUCGCGUUGCUUUCCAUUUCCACCACCAGGAUAUGAAAGGAAGAUCAGGAGUGAUGAUGUUGACCUACUAAAAAAGGCACACAUGGGCUGCCUUGCAUUCUGCUCUGUUUCUUGGAUAAUGCUUAGGGCAGGCCUCUACAUCAAAGUCUUGAUUUGUCUUGAGGACAGGGUGAAUAAGCACAAGGAGAAGAAAGAUAAGGAGAGAAGAGAAGACAAAGAAAAGAGGGAGAAAGAUAGGAGUGAUGGAAAGCAGAGGAACAAGAAAGACAGAAAGGAAAAGCAUAGAGAGAAAAAGGAGAAGGAUAGAGAUAAGGAUAAAGACAAAAGUAGCGCCUCAGAUGAAAAUAGACUUGCAGGACAAACUAAGCUUCACAAUGGAGGAGAUAAAACCUCAGAUGAAAGAAAAUUCCCUGGGCAAUCUAAGCAUGUCGUUGGAGAUAAAGCCUUGGAUGGAAGGAGACUUCAAGAGAAAUCUGAGGGUAAUGGAGGAGAGACAUGUACUCAGAAGGGGAAGGAAAGGGAUGUAGAUAAGUAUAGUAUCUCUGGUGAAAACAAAUUUUCUGGGCAAUUUUCAGGUUACAAUGGACAGAAACUAAUUCAGAACAACAGUAAUUUGUCUCACUAUCCUAAGGAUUCUAAAUUUGCACAGCAACUGGGCAAGAGAGCCAGAGAUGAAGACCAAAACCAGUUCUUUGAGAAGUUCCCUGGUACAGAUGCAAAAAAGGACAAGGGAAUGGUCAGACUGGUGGCAAAAACCUCUUGCAGUUGGGUUGAAGGAAAAGAAAAGAACAAGACAGUUGAUGAUAGAAAGUUGGAUGGGCAAGGAAUCAAGGAUGAGGCAAGAUUUACUGGUAGUGCUCAAAGCCUUUCUGCAACAUUUCAGGCUAGGAUUGAUGGAAUGCUUAGACCACUGGAGAAAGACAUUGAGAAGAAGAUGAAAGGGAAAGAUAAGACCAAACAAAAGGAAACGAAUGAUAAAAACGAGGAUCAAUGCAAGGAUAAAGAGAAAAAGGGCAAAGAGAAGGAUAAAGUCAGGGAUAAGGAGAAGAAAAAGGAGGAGAAAGAAAAGGAGAAAAGGGAACGUAAGAAAAAAGAGCCGGAUAAAUUGAAGGAAAGCAAUAUGUCUAACAUUGUAGGUAACCAUACUGUAAAAGCCUCCCAUCUUUCCAAGGAGAGCUCUAAUAGUGCUGUUGAAGUAAAUAUCAAGAAACGAAAGGACUCGGACACAAAUGGAUUUUUGCAUGCUAAUGAUGUUAAGCCCAAUAAGUUGCCAAGACCUACUUCCUUGCCUCAAUCUGCUGAGAAUGGAAGAAUGUUGGGAACUUGCGAAAAUCCCACUGCAGCUAUACAAGUUAAGCAGGAGGCUGUCAAUAUGGAUAAGAAGGAUAAUAAAGGACACAAGAUAAAUGGUUUGAUAGAAGCUCAAGCUCCGUCCAUCUCCUCAACAACUCAUCCUCUAUCAAUCUCUUUAACGAAGUCUUUAACAAAUCCAUCACAUUCUACUGCUCAAACUGAUGAAAUAGCUGAGGUGUCUAGGAAACAACCCCAUCCUGAUUCCAAGUAUCUGCCUGAUGUGCUUACAGUACCCAAAAUGGAACACUGGUCUGACUUUGAGGACCAAGAAUGGCUAUUUCAGAGUACUUAUUCCCAAACAAAGAAGCCCCAGGUUGAGGUUUCAGUGGUCAAUGAGAAACGAGAGGUGUGGUCAGAAGCUCUGCAGAUUGAAGCGGCUGAUGUUUAUGCACUGCCAUACGUUAUUCCAUAUUGAUGAUUUGUGCAGUUGGACAUGGUUGGCCAUCCUCAGCGUCUAAAGUGAUGGACCCUCCAUAGGACCACAGAGGAGAGGUAUAGCAGCCUCCGGGCCUUGGGUUGGCUAUUUGAUUCUCAACUGCCUCAGUUUCGAGACGGUGGUGAUGUGUGUUCUUUAACUGCCUGAGUUUUGAAAAGGUGGAAAAUGCAAAUGAUCUCGGACCCUUCAUUGUAUACUAGGUUGAGCAGAGAUACAAGGGUAUUGCUGAAGGGCAGAAACCCUGCGGGUCUGCUUGGAAGAGAUGCAUAAGCGUGUGCAAUUUUAUUUUAUUUAUUUGCCUAAAGCCUAGCUCUUUUAAGUUGAAAAUGUAGAAGGAAAAGGCUGUGGUCUUGGCAACUCCACAAAAAUUUUGAGAUGUAACAUACAAGGCUUAUUUACAGAAAAUGUAAGAUAGAAGAAAAGUUAGCAUUCAUUGAAUGACAACUUGUUACUGUUCAUGAUAUUUCAUUUUCAUCAUGUAACCUUCGGUUUUCUCCGAA